CAAACCUACAGCAGGGCAUCAUAAGUCUUAUCACUGCAUCAUCAUUCAUGCCAGGGUGUAGCUAACAGAAGCCCUGCAACUAAUGGACCUCAUGGAAGUUCCCUCAGUGAGCCAGGUGAACUUCAGCAACCUCAGUAGUGCUUGUUCUCGUGAUAAUGCCCUGAAGACCGUCGUGUUCCCCGUGCUAUAUUCUAUUCUGUUCCUGCUAGGAAUUUCACUCAACUUUCUAGCAGUCUGGGUGUUUUUCCGCAUCCCCAGCAACUCACACUUCAUUAUCUAUCUGAAGAACAUUGUGGUAGCAGACGUCAUCAUGACCCUCACGUUCCCCUUCAAGAUUCUGUCAGACUCAAACCUGGGCUCUGUCGCUUUACGUGUGUUUGUCUGCCGUGUUUCCUCAGUGCUCUUCUACCUCACCAUGUACAUUAGCAUUAUUUUCUUUGGCCUGAUCAGCAUUGACCGCUGCAAGAAGACUCUCUGGCCCUUUGUGGGUACCAACCAUAAGAAACUGAUACACAGAAAUCUCCUUUCAGCGUUAAUCUGGGUGUCCCAACUGACGCUGUCACUUCCCAACAUGAUCAUGACCAGUAAGUGGCCUGAAUCUGACAAAUUUAGCUGCAGCGACCUGAAAACCAAGCUGGGAUUGAAGUGGCACGAAGUGGUCAAUCACAUCUGCCAGGUGAUCUUCUGGAGCAAUCUGGUUGCCAUCGUGGUUUCUUACACUCUUAUCACCAAAGAGCUGUACAGUUCCUUAGCACUCACCCACGCUCAAAGGCGGAAGGGAAAGAAGAAGGUGCGAGCGAAUGUGUUCAUCGUCCUAGCUGUGUUCUUCAUAUGCUUUGUGCCUUUCCACUUCGUCCGGGUGCCCUACACCCUGAGCCAGACGAGGGAGAGCGUAUUCGACUGCCAGCAGAAACUCAUUUUCUUUCAGUUGAAGGAGAGCACGCUGUGGCUGUCCUCUCUGAACUCCCUGCUAGACCCUCUCAUUUACUUCUUUCUCUGCAGGUCAUUUCGGGACUCCCUGUUCAAAGUCCUCAGACUCUCGCCCGGGAGGUGCGGGGUGUUGCAGGACAGCACGGACAUUCCUGUGUCUAGCAGCCCUGUGGGAAAACCUUCAGCAUAACUACACUGUGUGGACCAAAUUGUUUCAUUGUGUUCCAGUUGCUAGCAGGCGUAAUAAAUCAGUUAUAUAAAGGGAGUUUUACGUUUCUAACUUUGCAGCAACACUUUAGGGAAGGCCCUUUCCUUUCUUUUAAUCCUUGAAUUUAAUCCUCUCAUCAGGACAAAUGUUCUCCAAGCAUAAGGUGACAGUCUGGAGUUUUUUUCCUGAGUUUGGCAAUCGACCACUCAUUAAUAGGUGUGGCCAACUAGCUUUGUUUAUCUGUGUAUGAAUUAUAAUCAUUCAGUCAUAGAAAAAAAAGCUGCAGAAAUCAUUAAAAGCGCAAGAAUAUUUACAUUCACGAUUCUGCAUUAAUGUAUAUAUUUUUAUAGCAAUCAUUGAGCCUUUUACAAAUGUUUUUUAAAUGUGCAUAAUUGUGUCGUUUAAGUAAUUAGAAAAAAAAUGAUAAUAAUUAAAUGUAUCUGAUCUAUUUUUA
This is a messenger RNA of Trichomycterus rosablanca, 1592 nucleotides long. It is a transcript of the gene p2ry12, whose product is annotated as purinergic receptor P2Y12. The transcript has 2 exons. NCBI's taxonomy places the organism in Eukaryota, Metazoa, Chordata, Actinopteri, Siluriformes, Trichomycteridae. Bases 83 to 1120 code for a protein of 345 amino acids. The record is from RefSeq and is a predicted model, not a curated record. Gene Ontology annotation, molecular function: G protein-coupled purinergic nucleotide receptor activity. Gene Ontology annotation, biological process: blood coagulation; G protein-coupled receptor signaling pathway. Gene Ontology annotation, cellular component: membrane.